GGGGUGCCGAGGUUCCCAUCAACCACCCCUCAAAUAGACAAGACUCAAGUAGGGGGAAUUUUCAUUUCUUCAGGUAACUACAGGGUUCAUUUCUUUCUGACGAUAUGUACAUUAAGUCGUGAAAUGUGGACAAAUUAAUGUCGUGAAAUGUGGACAAAUUCAUGUCGUGAAAUGUGGACAAAUUAAUGUCGUGAAAUGUGGAUAAAUUCAUGUCGUAAAAUAUUAAUGUCGUGAAAUAUGGACAAAUUCAUGUCGUGAAAUGUGGACAAAUUCAUGUCGUAAAAUAUUAAUGUCGUGAAAUGUGGAAGAAUUCAUGUCGUGAAAUGUGGACAAAUUCAUGUCGUGAUAUGUGGACAAAUUUGUAAGGAGGCGGUGCCAGAAACUGACCAUAUCUGCCAGCACCGCGGGCUAGUGGCCGUCAGGAAAUUUUUGUGACAACUUUAAAACUGUGGCCGUCAGGAAAUAUUUGUGACAACUAUAAAACUGUGGUGGUCAGGAUAUAUUUGUGAAAACUUUAAAACUAUGGUGGUCAGGAAAUAUUUGUGACAACUUGAAAACUGUGGCCGUCAGGAAAUAUUUGUGACAACUUUAAAACUGUGGCCGUCAGGAAAUAUUUGUGACAACUUUAAAACUGUGGCCGUCAGGAAAUACAUGUGACAACUUUAAAACUGUGGCCGUCAGGAAAUAUUUGUGACAACUUUAAAACUGUGGCGGUCAGGAAAUAUUUGUGACAACUUUAAAAGUGUGGCCGUCAGGAAAUAUUUGUGACAACUUUAAAAGUGUGGCCGUCAGGAAAUACAUGGGACAACUUUAAAACUGUGAAAUUGUGAUGUUGACAUAUUAUUGACAGAGAUUUGUGAUGAUGACCUUGGGCCAGUGACCAGGAUACCAAUGACUCACCCUAUGGUCACGUGAUCAAAGCCCGUGGAACUCACCUUCUGACCAGACGAAGCAGGUUGUGUUCCAAGAUGGAGGAUUCGGGCAUCAUCAUGAGGACUGACGUCAUGAGAACCGAGGCCCCCCACGUGACCUCAUCUGUCAGCUACGUCACUCUCCAGGCUGACCUCGAGGCCCGACCGUUCGUGCUCCGAUUGGAAUUCUGCCGGAAGUUUUCACCCCCUCCCAUCCCGCCCUGGUUGGUGGAGAGGCCGGAAAGAUUACGUCACUUGGUGGCUAACUGCAGCAGUUGGAGGAGGUACACAGAUCUGUGUUCGCUGGAGAUAGCACCCGAGUACCCCCAAGCUCUGGCUGAACGCCCACGUGCAGCACCAGUUAUCAUACAAUGGAUCCCUCUAAUCGUCGCUCUCUUCAUCGCUACUUUCAUCAUCGUGGCCGUAACAAUCCUCUACCGGUUGUACAAGUCAAACAGGAUGAAGUGUGGCUUCUGUACCGACUACAAGAACUACAGUACGCCCACGAGGUCCAUGGUUUCCAGCGUUACCAUAGAAACACAGCUCUCCAUUUGUGCCUUAGAGGACGAAUCUUUGCUGGCUCUUCGACCGUCGCAUUUGAUUUAUGAAGACCAAACGCAAAGUAGGGGACAUAAUCAAAUCAAAUUAUCGGCCAGCCCGCCCGCUGUUCAACGUAGCCCGCUGUAUUCACGGGAGGUCAUUCUUCAUCCCGCACGUCUAGCAGACGCCGAAGUCCAGUCCCGGAUGUACAUCACAGAUUUGUCCGUCUGCGAUUAUUAUUCCAGUCACUCGUUACCAACAGACGCUGACGCGUUAGGACCCAAAGUGCAUCAAUCAAGUAUUUUGAAACUUGAAAAUAAUGAAAACAGAGACAGCAGACUCCCAGAGAUAGUCUCCCUUCCUGCUGGUAGUGACCAGUUAACUCCCCUCAGUGAGUGCAGCCGACCGCUGUUUGCGGAAAACAAACAAAUGGGCGUGUUUCAGCGUAGCAGACGAAAGGUUCGUGGGAUGGUUCAGAGCUGUCGCAAGGCGGGAGCCACGUUUGUACAAGAUGUUUUCGGACACAGGCCAGCAGACGUGGACCGGCCAGUACCGUCUGCCGCUGUGUCCAAACGUUUUUCGUCUCUCAGCGCGAUAAGUAGGUCAUUCCGUCACGUGAGACUACCAAAACAUCGCUUGUUUAGGAGAUCCCAAAGUUUGGAGUACGACAUGCCACGUGACAUGCACGUGACAUCAUUUCCGGGAAAAUAUGACGAGACAACCGAUUCAGUUUUGCCAGUAACUGCUCAGGAGGAGGUAACUGCCAACUCCAGCUUAGAUUUCCAGAACCCACACGGCGAAGAGAGUUCUAACGAUUCUCCUGUGGACGUGAACCGUGCGCCUCAAACAAUGGACAGUCGCCAGAAGUUUAGCUCACGACUUUCACUCAGUGGUAGGCAUACAAAGUUGCAGGGACUAAACCUAAACAAAAUGCCUUAUGCUUUGAAAAAAUUUGCCAAAAAUACCAGCUGAUUUUUUUUUUAAAUAUUGAUACUCGAACUGUAAAUUUUAUUUUUAAUGAGAUAAAGGGUGUACACAAUUAUAUUAUUUGACCACUUGUAAACAAAAUUCCAGCAGAUCUGCCACAUAUCAAGCCCGAACAGGAGGUUUCCCCAUGGAAACUUUAUCAGGGUCUCAUUCUUCAGACGUACAAGAGUGUGUAACUUAUAAAGUUGUGCUGAGUAUAGUCUCUCUAGCAAAGCUUGGCGUGCUAGUGGUAUGACCAACCAGUACGGGGAGCACAAAGUUCCAUACAUGAUUUAGGUGUGAAAUCUAUUUUUAACA
Messenger RNA from Physella acuta, 2735 nucleotides. RefSeq lists its product as uncharacterized. The record is from RefSeq and is a predicted model, not a curated record. Lineage: Eukaryota; Metazoa; Mollusca; Gastropoda; Physidae.